Molecule: messenger RNA, 762 nt
Organism: Trichechus manatus latirostris (Florida manatee)
Lineage: Eukaryota; Metazoa; Chordata; Mammalia; Sirenia; Trichechidae
Product: CD177 antigen-like
Exons: 6
Coding region: 1-762 (253 amino acids)
Cellular component (GO): plasma membrane raft; plasma membrane
Source: RefSeq, a predicted model, not a curated record
AUGUGUGGAGCCAGUAGUCCUCAGGCCCCUGAUGGGAGUUGGCAGCUGCUGAAGCUGGCCCAAGACCUGGUGCAGAAUGGGGAGUGUGCAGAUGGAUUUGAUUCUCCCAUUCCAGGAAUCCAGGCCCUGACCUGCCAGAAGGGGACACUGAACUCUGUGUAUAAUGCAACUGAACUUCCCCUCCGGUGGACUACUGGCCAGGAAGACUGUGAGGAAGGCUGGGGUUGCCAAGACACACUGAUGCUCAUUCAUAAUGGACCCCAGGUGAAUGUAGUGAUCACCAAGGGUUGCACUCAGGCUGAAGACCAAGAGGCCCGUGUCACGGAGCACAGGGCCGGCCCGGGCCUCUCCAUCAUCUCCUACACCCAUGUGUGCAGGAAGGCAAACUUGUGCAAUGACCUGGCCAACAGUGUGCCCCUCUGGACCCCAUCCUCCACAGCCCCAGAAGGCACGCAGUGCCCCACCUGCUUGUCAAGAGAUGAAUGCAAAGAAAGCGGGACUGAGCUCCCCUGCCCAGCAGGGCUCAGGCAUUGCUACAAUGGCAUCCUCCUGCUCAACGGAGGAGGGAUCUCCACCAGUCUGAGAGUGCAAGGGUGCAUGGCCCAAGGAGGCUGCAACCUGCUUAAUGGGACCCAGGAAAUCGGGCCCAUAAGGGUGAGAGAGAAGUGCAAUCCUAAGGGUGAGUCUUACACCCAGGAGAAGAGGCCCUGCCCUGUGCUGCAGCCUUGGGGUGUGACGCUGUUGUUGUCGUUUGCCAUCUAG